Molecule: messenger RNA, 675 nt
Organism: Diaporthe batatas
Lineage: Eukaryota; Fungi; Ascomycota; Sordariomycetes; Diaporthales; Diaporthaceae
Exons: 1
Coding region: 98-625 (175 amino acids)
Source: RefSeq, a predicted model, not a curated record
UGUUCUUAUCAAUCUCAGCCGAUGCAUCCCCAGCGAUGGAAAGUUGUACAAAUGUCGAAAGAGCGACCAUCUUUACAGCCUUCUCCGAGACCGAGACAUGCGGGUCGCUUUUGACUAUUCGUGGGUCAUGGUUGCGUUUUUCGAAGGUCGGGGCCGCCAACUCUACCACGAUUUUGUAGAGGGACUCAAAGACUGCGAUUUUGCCAUUCUGGACCUGCAACUGGAUGUCACCGAGGAGGAGGCUGCAAGCACCGGCCUCUUUGGCGAAUUUGGUGCGAGCCGCAGUGCCUUGAUUCCCAUCGGGGAUACACACCAGAUGUCCAUGGUUUUUGAUGCCUGCAACAAGUUCGGCACCACGGAUUUCUUGGAUAAGUGGGAGAAAUACACGCAAUCUCGCCAUCCCACGAAUCUCCUUGAAUUCGUCCAAUGCUGGAAGGAUCUGGCUGCUCGGGAAAUGAGGGAUGUACGGAGAGGACUAGACCACUUGACGGGUGCGUCGUCCCUCCUGGCAUUCGACGAGGAUGAGUCUCGGGAGCUACACCUUCGAGGUACAGAGCUUAGGCAAAGCUACCCUCGUAUGCGUCCAGUGAUCAUGAUCUCCCGCGGUGCUGACGGCCUGCCGUAACUCUCCUCUUGCGCUGCGGAUAUGCUGGCUGGUACCUUUAUGCAAAUGGA